GCUUAUUUAUGACCCCCGAGGAGAGAGCAGGGAGGAGAUAUUUGUCUUGAGGAGCAACUGUGAACACUCUUUCUCAGGUGCCACAACACCUGAUGCUAAUUUUGGAAUUACCACGUACAGUGCAAUGGCACAAAACAGGUGAAGGAAGAGAGUGAAGAGGUUUUAUGCUGGUACCUGCCCUCUGCUGUCAUAGCCAGCUAGAGAGACACCUCUGCAGAUACCAGUGACCUGGAGUAAUCUGGUCCUCAGUUAGGGGACAUUGGCAUUUGCAUCAUAGGUCAUCAUUUGAACAUCAAAAGACUGGAUUAAGAAAUAAGAACACAAUCAACAAACCUGUAUUCAUCCAGCUUGGUGAGAGAGGUGAACUUGAACCUUUGUGGGCCACACUGGGUCUUUUCAUGACUGGACCUUGUUAGGUGAGUUGGUGAAAUCUGGAGGCGGGACCACUUCCCAUGGAUCCCAACAUACCGGGGUCUUUCCUGUUUAACAACAGCCUGAACCAAUUCUCCUCGGACUUAAAGACACCUGUGUGUCAGUUCUCAGUGCCCAACUCCUUCUGCAAGCUCAACCCAGGCCUGAACAGCCAGCUGCAGGCAGCGGGCACAGCCCAAGGCAUUAGCAACAUUCUCAGCCGUUCCAUGAUGGGCGCUACAGGCACCACCACCCUGCUCUCUGGAUACCCCACCAUGGGGGGCUUUGGCACUGUGGACCCAGGGGUCUACUACAGCUGUGCAGACUAUAACCCCUCCCUGGGCAGCUUCACCAAGCCUGGCACUGAGUGCCCCAUGAAGGGUCGCAGUGGCAGUUGCUGGGCAGAGAGCGGGUGCGAGUGGAGAGGAGGGAGGCAGCAGUGCACAGACAACAGUGGGCAUCUAGGAGAUAUGUCAGGCAGGAAGAAGCACACCAGACCUACAUUCAGUGGACAUCAGAUAUUUGCCCUGGAGAAAACCUUUGAGCAGACCAAGUACUUGGCCGGGCCAGAGAGAGCUAGACUGGCCUACUCCCUGGGCAUGACAGAGUCACAAGUCAAGGUGUGGUUCCAGAACCGACGCACCAAGUGGAGGAAGAAGAGUGCCUCAGAGCCUAGCUCCACCCAGGCCACACAGGGUGAGCAUGGAGGGGAGAUUUCGGAGAACGAGGUGGAGGAUGAGGAGUACAACAAGCCUCUGGACCCUGACUCAGACGACGAGAAGAUACGACUGCUGCUGCGUAAACACCGCCGGGCUUUCUCUGUACUCCACCUUGGACCACACCACGUCUGACACACUAACACAAGCGCACACACAAAUCAGAUGUGCAUGUUCUAGCAAGGGGUAUCAUGAAACAAAUCAUUUUGUAGUAUAGACCCACAAUUUAAUAUUCAAGCAUGUUAAAAAAGACACAUUUACAAUAGAGUAAGUUUAAGGAGAAAAAGGGGUAAUAGUUCACUUGAACUGUUGCCUUGACGUACAGUACUGUAUAAUGAAAACAGAGAGAUGUUACAUCUGUAAUGAUUGGUGAAACAGUUCAAUUGAGAAUUGAACAUAUCAAUGAGUUGCAAUGUGGAAACUGGUUUACUGUUAUGUGGGAAAUCCAUCAUGAUAAUCUGUUCUGAUGGUUGUAUCAAACGUGAAAGGAAAUUGCUUCUAAUGUAUAAAGACACAUUAUAGGAGACAAACUGUAUAGAUGAUUUGUAAGGCAUUGAUAAUGCAGUACUUCUUUUAUUUGUACAGAACAAACACAAACACUAUUUUGUUUUAUCAAAUGAAUUUGCUUGUUGUACUCCUAACAUUCAAUGUCCAUUUGAAUUUGUUCACAGUCAACUGCUGUACAGUAACUAUGAACACAGAAUACUUAUAUAAUUAACCUUUAUUCAUUUAACUUGAGAGCCUGGCAAUGCUUUUUUCAUACUGGCGUUGAGGGCACACAUAACUCAAAAUAAGUCUUAACAUUCUAUUUCGACUAAUGUGUUGGCAAGCUUUCAUGACAUUUGAGGGUUUCUGCGCAUCCAAAAUAAGUCCCAUAAGUAUAGUGUAAAUAAAUAAUGAAAUUUGGAAUUGUAAAAUAAAUGGCGAAUUAUUUAUUGAAAACAAUGGUAUAAAAGGAUUGUGUCAUGCCUCGGUUUUUCUGUAAUUGUUUUCAGAUAAAAGACAACAAUCUCAAAACAAACGACUAAUAGCACACUGGAUCUGACAUUAAAACAGGCACUGAAGUCUAUAUUAGCAAUAGAGAUUACAAGUGACAAUUAAGACAGAUCGGCAGUAGGGAGGCACAAUCAUUGAGUAGAAGAGAGGGGUCAAAGGCCAAUCCCACUGUGAUCUAUAUAGUUACCAGGGUGCUGUGACUGAACUGGCUGAAGUGUUCUGUGUUGAAGACCAAUAAAUCAGACUCAUCAGCAAUGAUGAAACAAUGA
Molecule: messenger RNA, 2392 nt
Organism: Salvelinus fontinalis (brook trout)
Lineage: Eukaryota; Metazoa; Chordata; Actinopteri; Salmoniformes; Salmonidae
Product: homeobox protein Nkx-6.3-like
Exons: 3
Coding region: 453-1262 (269 amino acids)
Biological process (GO): regulation of transcription by RNA polymerase II; cell differentiation
Cellular component (GO): nucleus
Molecular function (GO): DNA-binding transcription factor activity, RNA polymerase II-specific; RNA polymerase II cis-regulatory region sequence-specific DNA binding
Source: RefSeq, a predicted model, not a curated record